Cheilinus undulatus (humphead wrasse) is the source of this 1671-nucleotide messenger RNA. Its product is annotated as nuclear receptor coactivator 7-like. The record is from RefSeq and is a predicted model, not a curated record. The transcript is spliced from 7 exons. Gene Ontology annotation, biological process: regulation of transcription by RNA polymerase II; response to oxidative stress. Gene Ontology annotation, cellular component: nucleus. Lineage: Eukaryota; Metazoa; Chordata; Actinopteri; Labriformes; Labridae. The coding region runs from base 80 to 916 and encodes 278 amino acids.
UGCUGCUUCAGCACUGAGCUUCCAAACCAUCUACUGCUCCCUCUCCUGACUACAACCAACACUUUCAGCUUCUGCAGACAUGGGUGUCGCUUACAGCGUCGGAGAGGUCGACCACCUUUACACCUUCUUUGUGCAGUGGUCACCUGAAAUGUACAAGAAGGGCAACAAGAAGCACCCCAGACCCCGCUACCUCAUCAGGGAGACACAUGCAAACCGCUACCUGGUAGUGGGGAAGAAUAAGGUGGCUGUGAUCAACAAGCUGCUCAGUAACCCCAGCAGCUGCUCUGCUAACAACUGGGAGAUCAUCACAGUACAAGAAGCAAAGCGCCGCCUCAGUCUGUCUAGCUCUGAGGACUCUGAGGCAGACGAUCCUGAGUAUCAGGAGGAAGACGGGGAUGUGCCCCUUAUGCUGGGCGAUGACAGCCAGCUGCUGAAUGACCAUCACAUGAAGAGGCUUGCUGCUCACAUGCCUGCCAGGACCCAGGGUUAUCCGUGGCAGCUGGUCUACAGCACGGCCAUCCACGGCAGCAGCCUGAAGACUCUGUACAGGAACAUGGCCGGUCUGGACAGUCCGGUGCUGCUGGUCAUCAAAGACAUGCACAAUAAGGUGUUUGGUGCUUUUUCUUCCGAUCCAUUCAAAGUCAGUAAAUACUCCUAUGGCACUGGCGAAACCUUCCUGUUCAGCUUCAACCCUGAAUUUCAGGCGUACAGAUGGAGUGGUGAGAAUUCCUACUUUGUGAGUGGAACCGUGGAAUCUCUGCACAUUGGUGGAGGAGGGGGUGGAUUUGGCUUGUGGCUGGAUGCUGAUCUGUACCGCGGUGCAAGCUUCUCCUGCCCCACCUUUCACAACGCGUCUCUGUCCUCACAGGAAGACUUCAUCGUACAAGACCUCGAAGUCUGGACUGUGCAGAACUGAUAAAGACAAUCUAAAAAGACGAGAGAAAAAAUGAAAAAACCCACAGUCUGGUCAGGAGUUACAGAACUUCAUGACUGAGAGGCUGUACUCGCCUGGUGAGCCAUGACCUGAUGGAGCAGCUGCUGUUACCCUGCAUCUGGCUUGGUUAGUCCACACAGAAAGAGAAUGGAGACCAUCUCAGAUUCACAGCCUGGACUCAAUGUUCAGGUUGGGGUCCUCUGUGCCUGCUGAAGAUCCACGUGGCUAGAAUGGAGCCUGCAGAUCUGAGUCCUCCAGCCAGUCACCACUAACCCCAUGUUCAGUUAAAAACUGGCACCUGAAGCUAUAAGCCCUCCAUGGCCUUUCAUUGUUAGAGAGAGCAUUAUAGUGCAAAGUUCAGUGUAACAUUGUUGGACCAAAUGUUUGAAACCACUGGAGGCACAUUAUGAAUGUAAGACACAUGCUUUAUUUUCCUUAAAGCAAUGUGGACCAAUUAGGGAGUUUUUAAAUGUGUGUACAGAAUGUAUGUGUGUUUUAAUGUAUGUAGUCAUGCUUUUUUCAAUGUGAGGCACAUACUCAAAUAUAAAUAUUAAAAAAUGUAAUUAUUUUGGUAGAAACACUGUAACAGGAAAGGACCAAAACAAGCCUAUUUGGACUCUAAUUGUAUUUUUUUCUACGUGAAGUCUGUGCUUAUAUUCCUAAUUUGAAGACGACUGUUUGACAAUGGAGAACAGUGACUAAAGCUUCAAAAUAAAAGUUCAGAAUUGCACUAUAAA